This is a messenger RNA of Magnolia sinica, 639 nucleotides long. RefSeq names its product ubiquitin-like-specific protease ESD4. The record is from RefSeq and is a predicted model, not a curated record. Gene Ontology annotation, biological process: protein desumoylation. Gene Ontology annotation, cellular component: nucleus. Gene Ontology annotation, molecular function: deSUMOylase activity. NCBI's taxonomy places the organism in Eukaryota, Viridiplantae, Streptophyta, Magnoliopsida, Magnoliales, Magnoliaceae. The transcript is spliced from 6 exons. The coding region runs from base 1 to 639 and encodes 212 amino acids.
AUGGAUUCUCACCGAGAGCUAAUUGAAGCCGAAGACAAUGAGUUGAGAGUUGUCAGAGCAUCAUCGGAUUCACCUCUUUGGCUGAUUAGCAUCUGUGACCUAAAAUCAUGGGUCGACUUCGACGCCAUCGAUAUAUACCUACGCUGCCUAUCAGUGCUUCAGGAAAAAAGACCACGACGUAGUCAGGACUGCGCAUUCAUCCCAUCGAUAUUUACGCAAAUCAUGGAAGUCCAUCUCAGCGAUUUGCUAACUUAUGGAGCUGGCAACCAUAAGGAUCGACAAGACAUCAUCAAGAAUGCCAAAUUGAAUGAAAUGCUUAUAGAGUUAAUCGAGGGCCGAGAUAGAUCGAAGCCUCUAUGGAAGUAUAAAGUGCUAUACAUCCCACUCAGCGCGAGGGGCCAGCACUGGUUCCUGGCCGUUGUUAAUACCAAGAAGAAAGAUGUCAGUGUUGGAUCUAAAAACUGGGAGAAGGCAUGGAAUUCGAAGACAGUCAGUGACAGACCGGGGCAAGACAACUCGGAUGAUUGUGGCGUAUUCAUGCUGAAAUAUAUAGACUUCUUGAGCAACAUGCGCAAAAUUGACUUCACGAAGGAGGACAUUCCUAAGUUUCGAAAGACAAUUGCACACGACUAUCUGUAG